UUUAAGUUUCGAAAAAAAAAAGAAAAGAAAAGAAAAAAGGGACGCACUUUUAGAUGAGUAAGAGUCGAGUUUGCGGUCAUUAAUUGUCUUUAUCUUCUUGAAGAUCGAUAAGAGCAUUUUUUUUACAGUGUUCAGUAGCUGAAUAUCCUAGCCUUUACAGAAGAGUGUUGCCAGCCUCCCAGCAAAUCAGUUGUGAAGAAUGCCUCUCUGAAACACCUUCAAGGGAAUGACGUGCGGGCAUCGAAACCCUAAGCAAAGGCCUAACCUUGAAACCUUUCUGAAACUGCUGCCGGACCUUCGAAGACCAAGGGUGUGAAGUGCAUGGCUUAAACUUCCUCCUCGCUGCCCCAAAGACUCUUUGUCUGCUCCCAAAGACUCUUUGUCUGCUCUUAGGGUUUCCUCCAUUGAUGAAGACCUCCAUUUCUAAAUCUAGCCUGUUCCAAUACCAAACGUUCAUCUUCUAUAAUAGUUGGAUUAUGGUAACAGCGAAAGAGAUCGGAUCAACUGGAUCGCAGGUCAACACAGCUUUCAGGACUUAAAGCAGCGCUCCAAUGGAUGUGUUGGAGAAAAGAAUGAAGUUGACGUUGAUAAACAAGCAACCCUGCAUAUAACAGAUUUCAGGAUAUCUACGAAACCAUGGAUGGUGCACCAAACACCCAUAUCCAUCUUUGUGGUGUUUGGUGCACCGUCGACAGUUUUGGAUGAUGCAGGGUGAUCACAACUGCUCUGGGUGCAUGCACUUUCUGUAUCAUCCCUUCUGCAUCACGUCGGAACACAUUUUGAGAUGGAUUUGUUGGAGAGGCAUAAAGUUGGUAAAUUCUAUCCACCUGUUUGCUUUUUUGGUGCAACAUGGAGAGAUUGCGAGAUUCUGAGGGUGGCUAUUUUGGGGUUGAGCUAGAGAAGGACGCAUGUAUGGUCUGAAGAAGAAUGACGAUGCAGACUGGGGUGGAUGUGCACUCAACUCCACCAAAAUUCAGAUUCAGAUGACAAUGGAAAAAGUUGCUGGAAAGUGAAGAAAGGAAAAGAAAGAAAAUGGAAGUGAAAAAAAAUCAGAGAUGAAUUUUUGCAUAAAUGAUUUUUUUGGGAAGAUAUUUGGGCCCAAUGGAUACCUAAGUAUUUCCCAACAUUUUUCAUCAAAUAAUGGGUACAAUUGGGAUGCAUUUCAUUUUAAACCCAAUAUCAAAUUACAAUACCCAUCUCGCCUAAAGGAAAUCCUUUUGACAUGAGUAGCCCAUUGGGGUUUGGGACAAAUUGCCACCUUUAUUUUCUAGAUCCAUUUACUUCUUUAGGAUUUAUACUCAAGCCCAUUUUCUAGAUCCAUUUCCUUCAACACCUCUGCUCGACCGGCGACUUUUCUUUGAAGGUUUUUGCUGAUGGCCAAGCCUAAUCCAUUUAUGAGCAAAAGAAAGCUGUCUGAUGCUGAUGAUGAUCCAUUCGCUGGAGCGAAAAAGAGAAAGAUUUCAAUAUUUUCUAGUAGCUUUUUUAAAAAUGUUACUCACACGUGCUAUGAUGAUAGUCCUCACACUAUUACUCCUGUGCAAGAUCAAGAUCUGGCAUCAUCUUGUGCUGCUCUCAAUGCGACUGCAGUAGUUUCGGAAAAACACUGUUUGGAUGGAAAGUCAGAAUUCCCAAUACCUUUGUCCAGCCAGGAGAUUGUAGAUCAUGUUCAUGAAAAGAUGAAUUUAGCAAGGGAGGAAAUUGAUGGUUUUGGCAUGUCAGGUGCUUCAAUGAAAGCCACAUUCGAGUACAUGAAGCGAUAUGGCGUGUACACGGAUAAAGUCUAUCCGUAUAUGGGGAAGAGGAGUCCGAUUCCAGUCAUUCCGGAUACAGCUCUUGAGGCUACCGAAAAACUUUAUGUUCGGAGGUUUUCCUUGAUGGACUUCAGCAGGUCACUCCUACAUAUCAUAAGGGAGCAGCCUGUUGUUGGUUUGGUGGAUGGUUAUCCAAGUUUUGUUAAGUACAAGCAUAGAGAUGGAAUUUACAAGGGACCCACUGUUUAUGAGCUCCAAAUGUUCAGGGACAAAAAGGUCAAGCCCCAUUGUGUUCAAGUUGUUGGCAUUGGAGUGGAGGAGGGAGAGUUGUUCUUCCUUGUGAAGAACACGCAUGGAGAAACUUGGGGCUGUUCUGGUUAUGGAAAGAUCAGCAUGAAAUUAAUCAGGCAUUUCACAUUUCCUAAUGAGACUGAGUUUGCUGGUGUUUAGCAAGAAUUGAAAGUCUUGUUCCUUUUGAACUUCUAGAAUAUGAAGUCUUGAACUGGACUUAGUGAAUACUUUUAUAACCUUAGAUGCUUUGAAGUCAUGUGUUUUAUAAUGUUGACAGUUUAAUGUAGUCUUUGGCUGAUGAUGUCUUCAACUUUCAUCCUGUUACUUUUGUGCUUUGAAUGUAAAUAAAGAUUUUGCACCUAUUUUGCAA
Coffea arabica (coffee) is the source of this 2412-nucleotide messenger RNA. Lineage: Eukaryota; Viridiplantae; Streptophyta; Magnoliopsida; Gentianales; Rubiaceae. The record is from RefSeq and is a predicted model, not a curated record.